AUGCGGAGAGAGUGGGAAGAAGCACACACUGUGACUGAAGAGCUAGUCGAAGGUCCACCAAGCAGACGCGCAAACGCUACACUCACGACGUGUCCUGUAGGGAACCAUCUAUGGUGCAUCGGUGGCGAAUUCUUCAGUGAGGAUGGGCGAGCUCACUUUUACAACGACGUCUUUCGGUACACCCCGGAGAAAGACGAAUGGCGCAAAUUCGUAUCUCCAACGUGUCCAGGCCCACGAUCCGCACAUGCAGUCGUUGCCUCUCCCGCGGGGGGCGGGAAGUUGUUCCUCUUUGGAGGAGAGUACAGCUCUCUGCACCAGAACACGUUCCAUCACUACCGCGACUUUUGGGUGUUCGACAUUCAGACACAUUCUUGGGACCGGAUUGAUACAAAGGUCCGCCCAAGCGCGAGAUCGGGUCAUCGGAUGGCACUUUGGAAGGGUUUUGUCGUUUUGUUUGGAGGGUUUUAUGACCCUGGGGUUACCACUAGGUACCUUAACGACCUAUGGGUCUUCGAUAUGCAGGAGUACAAAUGGUCUCAAGUUGAGUUCAAGGAAACAGAGCUGAAACCAUCGUUCGUCUCUCCGACACCCAUUACAUUCACGUGUGACUCUCUUCUUAGUGCGCGAAGUGGAUUCUCCUUCCUUCCCUGCACCGACGGCAUCAUCCUCCAUGGAGGUUACUGUAAAGAAUACUACAAAGGCAAACGCCCCGUUGGCCGGAUGCUUGAAGAUACAUGGCUUCUAAAGAUCACUACACCAGAGCCACCCACAAGCUCUUCUACAACCGCUCCCACCAAAUCCAAACCAUCUUCGAGUUCUCAGCACAAUCACGGUUUAUCAUUUAAAUGGGAACGACGAAAACGCGCUUCGGACGCGUAUGCCCCAUCCAUCCGCUCAGGGUGCACGAUGGCGCUUUGGCCCACACGAGGGAUGGGCAUUCUGUUUGGAGGGGUGACGGAUGAAGAUAAGGACGAGGAGACUUUGGACAGUGUGUUUUGGAACGAUCUAUAUGGUUACCAACUUUCUGGUAAAGGACGGUGGACGAGUUUGGCGCUCAAAGCACCAAAAUCUAAAGGAAGUGCGAAAGCGAAGAAAAAGAAGCAGAAGGAGAAGAAUUGGAGCGAUAAUGAAGGAAGCGGUGACGAUGCUGGGUUGGUGGCGGAAGACAGUGAAGUGGCCGACAAGACCCCAAUCACGCCACUUCAAUCUGCACCCUCCAAGUCAAACAACCAUGAGACCAGUGCUAAUGAAGACCCCAAUCUCACGCUUCCAAUACCACGGUAUAACACCAUGCUUACCGUUCUGAGAAACACACUUUACAUAUAUGGUGGGAUAUAUGAACGUGGUUCUCGGGAAUAUACACUGGACGACUUUUAUUCCAUUCAACUGGACAAGCUGGACAAGUGCACUUGUUUGAAGGAGAGUGCGGUGAUUGUCCCGGACGUGGGAGAGGAGAGUAGUAGCAGUGAUGACGACGACGACGAAGACAACGAAAGUGGGGGUGACGAUGAUAGUGAUGAUGAGGGUGGGGAGGGCACACUGGUCGGCGAUGAGAUUGAGGAAGGCGGUAUAAAGAAGGCGAUUGCUGUUCCUGUCUUGGAAGUGGCGAACGAAGAAGGGGCGGAAGGGGGUCACGAAGAAGGGUUCGAGGAGAUUCAGGAUGAAGAGGAUGAUCUGCGAAAGCAAGCUUCUGCCUUUAUGGGCGUCUCAAAAGACACCACCCGAUCAGCCGAGGAUGUCAUCAGCACACCACUGCCUGGAGAAACCCUGGCGAUGUUCUACGCUCGAUCUCGUGAACAUUGGACGAGCAAAGUUUUCGGAACCAGUGAUAAUCGGGGAAAGGAAUUGCGCCGAGAUGGUUUUGCGCUGGCAGAGGAGCGAUAUGCGGAGUACAAACCAAUCCUCGAAAAAGUCGAGAAGAUUCUCGCAGAAGCUGGGUUGGACGAAGAUGAGAUGAGGCGCAGCGCCGUCACUGGAACUGGGGGUAAUUUCGCUGAGCAAAGUCGAAACCGAAGGUGA
Messenger RNA from Laccaria bicolor S238N-H82, 2019 nucleotides. RefSeq lists its product as uncharacterized. The record is from RefSeq and is a predicted model, not a curated record. The transcript has 11 exons. NCBI's taxonomy places the organism in Eukaryota, Fungi, Basidiomycota, Agaricomycetes, Agaricales, Hydnangiaceae. Gene Ontology annotation, molecular function: protein binding. Bases 1 to 2019 code for a protein of 672 amino acids.